UCUUUCUUUAUAUCUUUGACACCAAUAUGAACAAGUUGCCCAGCUGAUCGGUAUGACAAAAUGGUUGGUUUGGAUCGGGUGGGAGUUGGAUUAAAUUGUCAUCGAAAAUCCAACUCGGAGCAAUGGACGGGGCAGAACCACAGGAAAGGACCACGGUGAGAUGUAUUGUGCCAGGAGUGAUCAAGUCCGAGUUUUCUGGAAAUUCGGCUUUGAACGGACAGUCUGAACGUAUCAGGCACAGCUGUAACAGUACUCCAAUGGAGUUGAGCCGAUACAACAAAAGCAGGGGCAAUGAUUCAGGUGAUAGAACAAACGAUAGACUGGCUGCCACCAGUGAUGGCAUCAAUAAUCCAUCCAACUGCAUCGAAAACAAACAAACAAACAAUCUGAGUUUCUCUUUGGACAAGUUGAACACUAAUGGCCUUGACAACAAAACAAGCAAGAUCGAACAGAUUGUAGAAGAUGCCAUCAGUCCUGAUUCUAAACAAGCUGUGAUGAAAAUUUUGGACCAAGUCAAUGAGCUUUCAACAGCUGAGAAGCUGCUACUGUACCUUAAGUUACCAACAGGGAAGAGUGGCAAUGUAGACCCACUACGGCAACCACUGAAUCCACUUGGAUGUCGGUUUGAAAUACAUCAAACGAUCACCUGGAUCAAAACACACCUGGAGGAGGACCCAGAUGUCUCACUUCCAAAGCAGAAUGUCUAUGAAGAAUAUAUUGUAUACUGUAACAGCAAUGGUAUGAAGCCCCUUUCCACGGCUGACUUUGGAAAGGUGAUGAAGCAAGUGUUCCCUUGUGUCAGGCCUCGCCGGCUUGGUACAAGGGGCAACUCACGUUACUGUUAUGCUGGCAUGCGCAAGAGAAUAAAACUUGAGGUACCGCUGCUGCCAGAUAUUGGUGAGGAGACCAAGCUGAGCAGUAGUUCCAGUUCUGAGGAUGAGCUAUUAUCAGCAGCAUCCUGCCUGAUCUGUGAGUGGGCACAAAAACUGCUGGGUGUGACAUUCAAGAGCUUGCGUGAUCUAGCGUGCCACUUGGUUGAAAACCUAUGUGUAGACUCCCGUUCUGUCGCUGCUUUCACCAUUUUGUCAUCAAGUUCUGGAAGCAAGGCAGUACCAAGCCUCAGCUCAUCAAAGCUAUGCAGAGGGAAAGCAGUGGGUCUACAAGUGGUGUCACCAGGUGGUUCAGUAAGUAAGCACCGCGAAACACAGCUGCAGCUCCAACGCAAGCUUCAGGAGCGUGAGGUGAUUCGGGAACAGAAACGCAAAUUACAGGAGCAGACUGCAGCUCUGACCAAGAGGAAUCCUGUGUCAUCAGUUUCAGAAAAACAGAAGGUGAAGCGUCCAAAGCUGAGCAUUAAGGCAACAACUUAUGGUAGUACAAAUAUAGCAACUCAGGGAAAUUGCUCAGAAGAUGGGCCAAUCUGUGAUAAAGACUACAGCAGGGCCAAACAGGGCAGAAGGAGACGAAGCUGUAGGUUGCAGCAAGUUGAGGGAGAGCGUACACCAGGGAUGGUAAAUGGAAAUCCUGUACAAGAAAACAGUAGGGAUAGUGCAGCAUGCAACAAAACUGCCUCACGCUAUCUCAGUGCCAUAGGAGAUAUUCUGGAGGUAGAGAAGCAGCCUAUCAUUAGCUCUCAAAGGACUGAAGCUGCAAGCUUGAAGCGGUCUCAUUCUGCAAACUGUGCAGAUGAAGUGGUGAAAUCCACAGCAUCUCAUCAAGACACCACAAGUACAAACAAAUCACCCACCACAUUCUCUCCAGUACAGGAGCUAAACCACAAUGUUGUCAAGAGAUCUUCCACUCAGCCAGUGUGUGAGGAAGUACUAGCAAAUCCAGUUGCCAAUGUGGGCAGUAGCCCAGUCAAUAAACUACCAAUACCACGACUAAGUAACCCCAACAAACCAACCAAACAGUUGGCAAAUGUGAUCAUCUUCCCUCCAGUUCUACAGCAGAAAUUGCCGAAGUUUAAGUACAAACCUAUUCAACCAAAACCUGAUAAUGAAGGAGACAGAGAGAGAUUUGGAGGGGAUGGAGACGAGGGAUGUGCAAAGCAGACAGACACGACUGGUACAGGUGAUGUUGUACUGGCUGAUGGUAUGAACAAGGAGCCGAGUUCUGUUAGUAUUGGCUGUCUAGAGAAAGAUGCACUGGAUGACUACCUACAUGGUGGGAACAACUCACAGGAGCAGGAGGAGGAACUGAUGAGGUACUUUCAGCAUCAGAAUAGUUCCUCCAGUAAUGAGGAACCAGAGGAUGGGACACACCGAGAGGCUUCAGAAACAUACCCUGCUACAGCGGAGAGUAGCAAAUCUGACAAAUUGUCCCAGCUUCGACUACUAUUAGAAAAGAAUCUUAACCAAGCCCCAUGUGUUAGUAGAGGUGGGCCAUUCAAGACCACUGGUGGACGAAGUGUUCCACCAAGUUCAACUGAAACCCCAUCUUCAUCUUUGUCAUUUGAGGAUCUUACAGAUGCCAGUCCUGGAAAUGGUGAUGUGUUCUUGCCAAAUUCAGCAGCUGUAAACACCACAGCCACUGCUGGACCAGCUUCAACCAGUCUGUCUCUUUUGUCUCAGAGAAGUCAGAAUUGCGCCAGAGGAAAACCAGCAGUUCUGCUCCCAUCAUUGCUGUCCAAUGGUACACACAUGAACUUUGGUUCUCGUCGCCGAGUAAGUUUUGAGACAUCAGUGAUGGAACACUAUCACGAUGGAGUGCACCAUACAACAGCAUCAGUUCCACCAAGCCCAAACACCAGGCGACGCAUCUUCAGCUUCACACCUAUAUCCCCAGGUCCUCACUCACCUUUGGGUCCACAGCGAGCAUCCUCAAAGCCAUCCAGUGCCAAUGCAAGCCCAUUUGUAUCUCCACGUAAUACACCUGUGCCUCGAUCAAGGCACAACUCUGGACAAACAGCCCUGAACCAUAAUAUUUCAUUCCUUGCAACACAUCAGAUGCAGAAUGGUGGGAAUAUCUUAACACUUGGUCGAACCAGGCAUUCCACCAUGGCAGCCAGAGUGGUACGCUCUAACUCAGUGAACAGCCAUUCAAGUGGUUUGCCACAGUAUCAGGUUCCUCGCCCCCGUGCAAUGUCAAUCACCACCCCAGUGCUUCAGGCUGUGAGAGACAGUAUCUUGCCAGGACAAACAAAUGGACACUUUGACACUGAGGCCAGGAACAUGUUUGCAGUGCCUGGCGAGCUCCAUCUGCCUACUCUUCAGGCUGGCAGUCGUCAGACAGCGUUGAAUACCUCUGCAGCUCCCAUGUCUCCACUUUCAGUAUCAGCACCACAGUCUCCAAUGAUCCCAUUUCAGCAGAGUGUCAGUUCUGCCAGUAGUCCGCUAUCAGUUCCAUCAACCAAUCCUGAUCAUUUCUCCUCACCUGCUCCUCAGAGCCUCCUGCAGGAAGUAUUGCAGACUACAAACAUUCCUGAUUUCACAAAGAAAACCUUUGUGUCUGCCAAGUGCAAGAUGGACACACAGGACACUUUGCUUCCAGGCACAGUGGAUGUGGCAAAUAGGCCUGCUGGCCUGUCUAUAAAUGUGGAUCCUCUGGCAAAGGAAGUAAGCCAGUUCUUCCCAGAUGAUCAUAAUUUUACAUCAGUAUUGACAACUGCAAUUGGCUUGCAGCCAUCAUCACAUCGGUCUCAAUCUGUGCCACUCCAUCGAAUGACAUCAGCCAGCCAGCAACAGCAACAGGAGUCACCACUAUAUGUUAACCAUAGCACCACUGCCUUUAAUUUUAACCACUUCACAUCAUCAGCUACAAGUUCUGUUGCUGCAACUCCAGUACCAAGCGAGUUCACAGACUUUGUUUCUGUGGGUGACAGCUCCACUGCCCCCUCCACUGACUUGCUCUUGGUGAACGGAGAUGCAGAGACAACUGAGCUGAACUCUGAGAAUCUGAAUCGCAUCUUCAACCUGUUGGAUGAUGUACAGCAGGAAGAGCACCAGAAGGAACAGCAGCAGAUGCUGACACUGGAUAUAGAUGUUGCUCAGCAGCAUAAUCAGAAGUUUCUCUUCCAACCCUCUCGCUCCUACCCUAACACCCCUCUUCCUUACCAGUCCAUCAGUAACACUCGGGACCCAGUGGUUGGAUCCUCUGCAACCUGCCUGCCUUCUGAGAACAUUGCUGCACUGACCUCCCGGUCCUACCCUUCUACACCACUCUUAGGUCAUCCCAUGUUUGGAGGCUGUGAGGAUGAUGGACCCUUUCAGCAAGAGCUUGGGAAUGUAAGUAGUGUGAAGUCAGUAAGUCAGCUCACUCUGAAUGCACUCAACAUUCGUACAAUGGGACCAAGCUUUGCAGCCAGGCGGAACAUCAAUCCCUUACUUGAACAGCUGUCCUUCUCGGUUGACGAUGAACUGGCUCUUGACACACUGGAUUCUCUACAUGAAUGUGACACACUGACACAGUUGGUUCAGGAGGUCAGUAAUCCAGCAUCUGAUGCCUGUACCUAAGGCGAUAAAAACUGAUGUGGUAAAAAGUACCUGGUAUAUUAGGAGGGAGGUAGGAGCACUUACCAUUAUACUUAUAUCAAUGUUUUCCAAAUAUUAUUCUCUAGUCUGGAGGUAGUUCAAGACUAUUAUUGUAAACACAGAAAAGUGUCAAGUUUUUGAAAAGUUGCUAUUAUAUGUAUGGGUGCUGCUUAUUGAAUUGUCACAGUCAGUUAAUAAAACCAGACAUGUGAGAGAAAUUGGCAAUCUAGUGUUGUUGUAAGUGCUCUGACUGCCCUUUCUAUAGGUAGCAUGUGGUUUGUUGCAUACAGAGUUUAAACUGACAGUUGUAUUCAGUUUCUUGUUGCAGAGCUGAUGGUUAUGUUAUGUUGACAGAUUUAAGAGAACCACAUAUAGCACAGGAAGGUAACAUAACCUCACAUGAUAUGCACACAGUCAUGAGUUAUUUAGGAAGUUUCAUGUUAGCAUGAGAGAUUUUUCAAGAUCUACUGCCUUUCAUAAUUUCCGUGUUAUGUUAAUGGGAUGACGUGCUCCCAUAAGAAUGGUAUGGAUGAUAGGAAUAAUUCAAAACAGGAUUGAGAAAAUGAAGUACAUGUCAAAAAUAGAGCUGUUUCAUACAACAAAAAAUUUGAUUUCAUGAGUAGUGGUAAUCAAAAUCUUUGUGAUAAGACCAAAAUGAAUAAGGUCAGUGAAUUCCUCCAGUACCUAAUUUAAACAGUGUUCUACUGAUAUCUGUACGGAGAUAGGAGGUAGAUGUAUAAAGUCUAAAUCUCAUUUUUGUGACAUGCAUUCUUCUGUAAAUGACUGCUGUUGUCAUGACCCACAUUCUUCUUUCUGUAGUGCUCUGGCCUUGGCUUCCCUUGUGAUCAAUGUCCAUUCUUCUCUAUUAAAUGCUUACGUUCUCCGGUUCUUUACCCUCACACUCCUCAGGUCUGCCUCCACAUCAUUCAACCAUUCAGUCUAGGUCUCUCGCUCUCUCUCCUUUUUCCUCUUGGUUAGUCAUCCAGCAUUUUUCUUCUUACCCCUGUGUCAUUCAUUCUCAUAACGUGCCUGAGCCAUUCCAAUCUUCGUGAUUUAAUUGCAGAGAUUAUGUCUGUAAAGUAAAGCGUCCCGCUACAUGCCUAUGCAGGCACUUUGGGGGGGGGGGGGG
Messenger RNA from Zootermopsis nevadensis, 5601 nucleotides. RefSeq lists its product as uncharacterized. Gene Ontology annotation, molecular function: RNA polymerase II cis-regulatory region sequence-specific DNA binding; DNA-binding transcription factor activity, RNA polymerase II-specific. Lineage: Eukaryota; Metazoa; Arthropoda; Insecta; Blattodea; Termopsidae. Gene Ontology annotation, biological process: regulation of transcription by RNA polymerase II. The record is from RefSeq and is a predicted model, not a curated record.